Phytophthora sojae is the source of this 510-nucleotide messenger RNA. RefSeq lists its product as hypothetical. The transcript has a single exon. Lineage: Eukaryota; Oomycota; Peronosporomycetes; Peronosporales; Peronosporaceae. The record is from RefSeq and is a predicted model, not a curated record. The annotation marks the transcript as partial.
AUGCAGCCAGCGGUCGCGCGCAGCGAGACUUGGCGCCGGAAGGAGAGCACAACACGGCGCCAGCUGAGCAAGAGAGGCAGAGGAGAUGGAGAUACCUCUGCUGCUGCUGCUGCUGCUGGGGAGUUUGUGCGUCUGGCGGCGGUCAUUGACGACUGCGCGGCGUUCAACCCCAAGCAGUGGCGGCAUGUGCUGGACAAGUCGGCUACAGUGCUGCGCCAAGGAGGACAAGCUUCCAGUAACUUAAGCAAUGAGAGGAGGAUGGUGGAGAGAACAGAGAAGAAGACUUCAAUAAAGCGCCCAUUGUCGAGAGAGGAGGAGGAGGAGUAUACGCUGGUGGAUGGACUGGGGGUCUUCCCGACGCUCUCUGUGACGCAGUAUUUGAACCAGCCAGACAUGGUGAAGGACAUUUUAAGAGAAGCUGAAGGGGCGAUGACGAUGGGGCAGCAACAGAGUGAAGAGGGCGUGAUUGUGGAGGAGGAGGAGGUUGUUGUGGUGGAUCCAGAGAUACAG